Molecule: messenger RNA, 774 nt
Organism: Teleopsis dalmanni
Lineage: Eukaryota; Metazoa; Arthropoda; Insecta; Diptera; Diopsidae
Product: dynein light chain 1, cytoplasmic
Exons: 4
Coding region: 189-458 (89 amino acids)
Biological process (GO): microtubule-based process; cilium assembly
Cellular component (GO): cytoplasmic dynein complex
Molecular function (GO): dynein light intermediate chain binding; dynein intermediate chain binding
Source: RefSeq, a predicted model, not a curated record
AUUGUGUAGUUUGAAUAGUGAGGAGCUGCAGUGAGUGAAAAUAUUUAAAAAUUUAUUAAAAAGAAAAAUAAGAUAUCUUUUCAAGAAUUUGUGAAAGGAUUAACGCAUAGGAAAAAACAUCGUUUAUUUACAGAUUUACAAUAAUAAAGUUUUCUCUUGUAUUCUGUAACUAAAAACAAAAAGCAAAUAUGUCUGACCGCAAAGCUGUUAUUAAGAAUGCUGAUAUGAGCGAGGAAAUGCAACAGGAUGCAGUUGAUUGUGCGACACAGGCUUUGGAAAAAUACAAUAUCGAAAAGGAUAUUGCAGCCUACAUUAAAAAGGAGUUCGAUAAGAAGUACAAUCCUACAUGGCAUUGCAUUGUUGGCCGAAACUUUGGCUCCUAUGUCACCCACGAGACUCGCCAUUUCAUUUAUUUCUACCUGGGUCAAGUGGCGAUUUUGCUCUUCAAGAGCGGUUAAAAAUCUCCAAACAACAUGAAGCUAUUUAAUUAUUACAAAAAAAAACAAACAAAACUACACAAUAAAACAAACAUACGCAAUACACAAAUACACAAUGCAGCAUUCAGAAACAAACAAACGACCAUGCCGUUUAUUUAUUUUUCAACCGUUUUAAAACAAGAAUCCUCAAAACAAAAAUUUUAUUUUAUUACAAGAAAAAAGGAUACUCAAAGGAAAGUAGUUAUUGUAGUUAUUGAAAAAAUUCAAAACAAGAACCGAAUGGAAAGGCAGCAGAAGAUAAUAGCAGGAGGUGACGACCAAACAGUAGCAGCAACAA